UCGACGUCGAUAUCAUAUCAUUCGAUUGCGCUAGUAAAAUCACGCCUCCAAAUAUCGAUUGUAUUAUAUUUUGUUGUAAAAUAAUAUUCAUAUGCGAAUUCGGCUAAAUAAUCUACUACUAGUUGGACGAACCCAAGGCUAAGAGACCAACGCAGUAUUAACAUCACUUCAAAGGACGAGGGCUGUAAACACCAUUGUAAAACACUCGGAAGUCGCGAAAAACACUUAGCGGCUUUUCGCGAGACGCCGACUGUGGCAGAGGAAAAGCGUGGAAAGCAGGGAAAGCCAGGCGCCAUAAACCUAUAGACAUGUCUCGAAGCGUGCGUGCGGAAACGCGUAGUCGGGCGAAGGAUGACAUCAAGCGAGUGAUGCAGGCGGUGGACAAGGUGCGCCAUUGGGAGAAGAAGUGGGUGACCAUCAGUGACACCACCAUGAAGAUCUACAAAUGGGUGCCCAUUGCCUCCGCCAGCGAAAAAAAGUCUAAGCUAGAGUCCUCGCCAGGAUCAGCCGCUAACCGUAGACCACCCACCAGUUCGGGCGUUGCGCCUGUUGGCGGCAGCAAGAGCGACAAAGAAAACUCCCAGAAGGGCACACCAACGCCGCCCCAGAUCACUCCCAGCUACCAGGGGCUCACUGCCGAGGACUCCAACACCUGUUUCUCUGUCGUCUCCGACAGCCAGGGCGCGGACUUUGUGUCGAGUAUGCCCUUCUCCGAGGACUCAAACUCGCAAGGCAGCGAUGGACCCGUGAAACGUCUGAAGACGAGCGACUAGCCAAACAUUCGGAGCCACAGCGCCUACAGCAGCAGCAGCAACUAAGAACCCUAGUUAAGUUAGAAUAGCCCCGCCAGCACCGGAGAUCGAGAGCGAUAUCGGGAUCGCGGCGAUGACGAUGACGACAAGAGUAUCUGCCUCAGCCCAAGACUUAAGCAAUUCUCCUACUCUAACAGUUUGUGGCCUGCAGUUGCCCCCGACACAAGCCUCAUUCUAUCAUAAUCAAUGCGGGGGCAACAGCGGGUCGAUAGGUCCAUAGCAUUAAGCUCGAAACAACUUAUUUAUUAGAACAACAACCGAAUGGAUUGUGAACGAACAUAGAAAUGAUGUCUAAUUAUGUAACGAAGGAGCCAGUCUAAAUUGUAAUCCAUGUAAA
Molecule: messenger RNA, 1149 nt
Organism: Drosophila eugracilis
Lineage: Eukaryota; Metazoa; Arthropoda; Insecta; Diptera; Drosophilidae
Gene: BCL7-like
Product: B-cell CLL/lymphoma 7 protein family member A
Exons: 2
Coding region: 309-773 (154 amino acids)
Source: RefSeq, a predicted model, not a curated record